AUGAAUGGUGAAAUUGCUGAUGUCGUGGAACAGAUAUGUGAUGCUGUUUGCACGGUAGUUGAUGAAGAUAAAACCACAGAUGAUCGUGGUGCUAUUAACGAACAACGUGAUGAUCAUCAUGAUGACAAUCGUAAAGAUACUCCUGUGUCACAAAUUGUGACAUUAACAACAAAUCAACCAACGUUGAUUAACAUUAGUGAUAUCAAUACUGAUAUUACUUAUCCAUGGAAAAUUCAUGCCAUCGUUACGUGUAUCUAUCCGAAACGAAGUUUUACGAAUUCGCACGGUGCUGGCGAAAUCUCAAAUUGGGAUUUAACUGAUCAGUCAAGUUCAAUUACAUUGGUGGCCUUUAAUCUGAAUUCAUAUAUGAUGUCGGAGAAAUUAGUGAAGAAUCAGAUGUACGAAUUUGUGAACCUAACAAUCAAAUCCGCCGAUGAAAUGUACAAAACAUUACCACAUCCAUAUCAGCUGGUGUGUACGAAUGCAACAUGUGCAAUUGAAAUCGAAAGAUUAUUCGAUCUACAAGAAAACACAUAUAAUUUCACACCGUUAAGUCAAAUGAACACUCUUCCUUUGAAUUCAAUCGUCGAUGUCGAAGUUCGUGUUUUACGUGAUUUCGGCGUUUCAACUGGAAUGAAAAAUGACAGAAUGUGGACUCGACGCGACAUACACGUGGAACAAAAUGGUCAUCAUAUUGGUAUGAGUUUAUGGAAUGAACAUGCUCGUUCUGUGAAAACAAGUAUGAUCCUUUCACGAAUUCAAUUCAAAAACGUCAAAAUCUCUUGGUUCGAUGGUAUACGAUCAUUGGUGACUUUGGCCAAUACACAAAUGAACAUCAUUCGAGAUUAA
Messenger RNA from Adineta ricciae, 849 nucleotides. The record is from the annotation of a GenBank genome assembly. NCBI's taxonomy places the organism in Eukaryota, Metazoa, Rotifera, Eurotatoria, Adinetida, Adinetidae.